Molecule: messenger RNA, 1704 nt
Organism: Cicer arietinum (chickpea)
Lineage: Eukaryota; Viridiplantae; Streptophyta; Magnoliopsida; Fabales; Fabaceae
Biological process (GO): double-strand break repair via homologous recombination; resolution of meiotic recombination intermediates
Cellular component (GO): cytoplasm; nucleoplasm
Molecular function (GO): DNA endonuclease activity; protein binding
Source: RefSeq, a predicted model, not a curated record
GUUUUCUCUGUGACAUUGGAUGACUGGUCAGAUGUUGAACUCUAAGACUCUCUCUUGGAUUGAAGUCAAGAAAAACUUGUUUAGAUUACAAGAAAUGGUUUAGUUAAAAGCAUAACUUAGUUUUUAUGCUUAAAGUCAUCCCCACUUGUUUGUCAGUUUCUAAAACAAAGAAUCUUAAAGUUGGUAGUCUCCUAAUUUAAUUUUGGGAAAUAGCAUUCCUUUUUAUAAAUACUUCCUUAUUACCAAGGGUUAAGGGUUUUCUCUCUAGAACAAUUCUUCAUUUGUUUUCUAAUGCUUUUAUUGUGCAAUUUCUAAUCCAGGAAAACAGAAAUGAGUUGUUUGGCAACACCAUCUUUUCUUGCUAAUCAAUUUAUUCCAUUUUCUACUGCUAUUACUAAUUCUGCUAUGAGCUCCAAAUUGGGAGCCAGUUUUCAUAGAAUAUACAAAAGUAAAACCAAAGAAAAGUUCUGUCUGUCUUUCUCUAGGGAUAAUUAUGAAGUUGGAAGUAAUUUUGCAAUCAAAUUAAGCAGAGAAGUAUCUUAUUCCCAAACCCAACAAGAACAUGGAACUUGGGAAGAACCAGAUAUUGAUAGUGACAGUGACAUUGAGAGUGAGUAUGGUGAUGAAGAAGAUGAGAGCCUUGGAUUUGAAAGUGAUGGGGAAGAGGAAGAGACAAAGACUUCAGCUAUUACCGGUGUUAAUAUUACCUCACAGGAUGAGUAUGAGGAGCAAAUUAAGAAAGAGGUUGAACAGCUCUUGGAACCGGAAGAAAGAGAAAUAUUGCAACAAAAUCCAACUCCUAACUUGAAAAAUAUAUCAUCUGAAAAAUGGAGCCCACUGCACUCUCUUGCGCUAUCAAUGCAGAUUAGUAGCAUGGAUAAGCUUCUUGAAAAUGGUUAUGAUAUUGAUUUCCUUAAUAAGGAAGGUCUCACUGCACUUCAUAAGGCAAUUAUAGGUAAAAAAGAAGCUGUUAUAAGCCAUCUUUUACGGAAAGGUGCAAGUCCUCAUGUCAAAGAUAAGGAUGGAGCUACUCCACUUCAUUAUGCAGUUCAAGUUGGUGCAAAGCAAACUGUGAAAUUAUUGAUCAAAUACAAUGUUGAUGUCAAUGUUGCAGAUAAUGAAGGUUGGACCCCAUUGCAUGUUGCCAUUCAAAGCAGGAAUAGAGAUAUUGCGAAAAUUUUGUUAGUCAAUGGUGCUGAUAGGUUAACAAAAAAUAAGGAUGGAAAAACAGCACUGAAUCUAAGCUUAUGCUAUGGGAAAGAUUUCAUGUCUUAUGACCUUGCUAGAUUAGUGAAGGUAGUUCCAGUCAACAAAGUUCUAUAAUGUGCGGCGAGGUGUAAUCGAGUAGAAUUAGAUUGAAUGAGUUAAAUGUUAUGUGUUGCUAAUUGGUGCUUCAAACUUCUUCCACCUUUGGAGAUCUUAGACUGCUCGUUUUCCGAAAUGGUGAAAGCUUUGGUGGAAUCUUCUACAUCAAUGAUUUCUUGGAAUAUUUUUGCAGCAUAGUUCUAACUGACAUACUAGUCUUGAGAAAAUACUGAAUUAUCCUCGCAGAUCUCUACAUGUAGAAUUGUUUCAAUUAUGUAUGAAUUAUCUAAUGGGUUAAUGUGUUUUUUAUAGUGAAUUUUAACAAGUAGACGUUCAUAAAUUUCUGUUGUGUAAGUGUUACUGUUGAAAAGUUGUUUAUAAUAUUUAAAAUGAUACAUA